This is a messenger RNA of Sinocyclocheilus anshuiensis, 1640 nucleotides long. RefSeq lists its product as uncharacterized. The record is from RefSeq and is a predicted model, not a curated record. The coding region runs from base 191 to 1621 and encodes 476 amino acids. Lineage: Eukaryota; Metazoa; Chordata; Actinopteri; Cypriniformes; Cyprinidae. The transcript has 2 exons.
GAUUUAUAAACGCUCUUUAAAUCUCAUCGCCCUAGACAACCGUGAAUAUAGUUUACGUCGUGCUCUCCACUUUACAGCAUCACCACAUCUUUAAGCCAACAGUAUGUAAGCGGAGAAAACACCCGCUUGUGUAAUUGAUCCAGUAUUGCCAGUGUGGACUAUUAUUGACUUUGGUACUGUUUGAUUAACCAUGUCUACACAAGAGACAGAAUUACCCGACAGUCAGGAGAGGGUGGGUUUGAAGAGAAAACUGACCGGUCCCCCGAGACUUUUGCUGGGGAAGUCAAAAUCAAGGGAGAAACUUGAAGGUAAAUCUCAGAGAAGGCAAAGACAAGCUAAAAGUUGUGAUGGCACAGCAGAGAAUAAUUAUCAAGAAAAUGAUGGAAAUGAAUCCUCAUUUAUUACCCACCACAGCCCUCAAAAACCCUCAGAGGAGAAGGAAACCCAGCCAGGUGCUCCAGGAGAUGCCUCAGGAAUUCUUGUACCACUGGAGCAGAGUGAAAGCAAAAAUGAAAAUAUGGAAAGUAAAGCAAAAAUAACCAGAAGCACUUCAAAAACAUCAAUUAAAAGGGCAUUUUCCUCACUCCUCAGGUGUGGAAAGAGGAAGGAAUCGGAUAGAACAGAAAACGAGACUUUGAAUCCUUUGAAAAACAGAAACAAAACUCAACACAAUAUGUGUAACUCCAAGGAUGCAAACAAGGAAGUUCCCAAUGGGAAAAGUAAAACUAGGGCUUUCUUCUCAGUGUGGCCCCUUUCUAAGAGAUCAGAGAUCCAAGAGACCACAUCUAAUGUCAUUCUAGGAAGGGGAUGUAGAGAGCAAGACAAUAGCAUGGUUUUUCAGGAGAUAACGGCACCAAAAGGUUUGACAUUUAAAAAGAUCUACCACAUCUUUCCAAGAAGGAAGAAAGCACCAACUAUUGAUCAGUUUGAGUGUAAUGCUUCCAGUGCAUCACAAAUAGAAGUAGCCGAUCAAUCACCUGCGGCUGCUUUGGACAUUUCCAGUAUCACGAAAGAAGAGAACCAAACGGAAGAACAAGACAUAAAAGCGGAAAGUGUUCCAGAGACAUUUACAUUCAGUGCAGAAGUGAGCGUUAACAGAAACAUUGAUGCUGACCACAUGGAUGUGAAGGAAAUACAUCCUGACCAAGAUGUUAGUUUGAAUGAAGAAGAAAAGCAGGUGUUAAAAUCUAGUGUUUUGGAUUCUGAGGUUCCUCCACUGUGUUGCAGUGGCUGUAAUUUCGACUCUGAGUUUCCAGGCACAUCAUCAAUUGGUGAUCUGCUAGUCUUAAUUGAGAAGCCUAUUAAAACUUGUGUCAAAUGCAGGCCAGUGAUUACUAUAGAACAUGCAUACUCAUCAGAGGAAGAGAACAUGAAUGAGGCACCAUAUUUUGAUGGUCUUACCAUGAAUGGGUCCUGGCAACAUUUAAGAAUAAACAGCCUAACAAACAACACACUACAUCCUUCUGACGUAAAUGCGUCUCCUGAACUGGACCACAGCCGGUGUAAUGAGCCCUUACUGAUUCAGACGGCAGUUUCUAUGGUGCAAGCAGCCAUUCGUGGUGCUGUGGAGCAACUCACAAUCGAGCAGCAGCAUAAUCAGAUAAGUUUGGACCAUGUGUAAACACAUUCAUAUUCUUUAU